This is a messenger RNA of Bombus pascuorum, 1867 nucleotides long. It is a transcript of the gene mRpL40, whose product is annotated as large ribosomal subunit protein mL40. Gene Ontology annotation, cellular component: mitochondrial ribosome; mitochondrial large ribosomal subunit. Bases 101 to 712 code for a protein of 203 amino acids. The transcript is spliced from 5 exons. Lineage: Eukaryota; Metazoa; Arthropoda; Insecta; Hymenoptera; Apidae. The record is from RefSeq and is a predicted model, not a curated record.
AGCGUUCAAGAGGUUAUAUACGUGGUGCCGCAAAGUAAUUCAAGAUAACAAAGCACAGACUAACAUAGACUAAAGCUCGAAAUAAUUAUAGCGUAUUAAAAUGAUUGGUGUAUUAAAUUUGGCAAAUGCCGUUUUUAGGUCCUCUUUGCAUUCAGUUAGCAAUUCGCGCAAUAUCUCCAUAUAUAUACAUCCGUUACAAUUUCGAGCGACUGAAAUUCUUUUAGGAGAACCACUUAAAAAGAAGAGAAAACUCGAUCCUGCUAUCAUUAGAGCUAGAGAAGAAAGAAAGAAGAGAAAACUACAGAAAAGAAUCCGUCAGUUAGAAAAACAUACAAACCAUUUGAAACCAAUCUUUGAAAUCGAUACAUUACCUCAGCUAUUGCAAAAGGAGAAAAGAGCUUGUCAUUUGCCAGUAUCAUUAUCAGAAGAAGAAAUAGAAAGGAGAAAAUUAUUAGAGAAGGAAUGGUGCAGCUACAAACAAAUUCAAUGGUUGAAAGAUGUACGCGUUAUGAAAUCUAUCAUGGUAUCGCAAGAAAUAGCAUUGAAGGAAUUAAAAGCUGUCUCGAAGCAACUUUACAAGAAAGCAGUUGAAUUUGAUGAUUCGUUCGUACCAUAUAGCGUAACAGGACCGGUAUGUACUCCACCGAUAAAAGAUUUUGACAGUCCUGAUGGGGAAUAUAUAGAAACCACGGUUAAAUAUGUAGGGGAAUAGCUAUAUAAAAUAGUGGAAAUUAUUGGAUCGUAAUGAGAAAUAUUUCGAAUAAAGGAUCGUAGAACGCAAGGAAAGUAAGGCUGUUUCAAAAAACUGCGAUAUGAGAAUAUAAUUCUCGUUAAUUUUCGUUGUUUUUAUUAGUUUCGAUUUAUCAGUUGGCAAACGAAAUAAUACAUUUGACAGAAAAAUCAAUAUGUAAUUCAAAUAGAAUAUAAAUUUGCAAUCCUGUUAAUACAUUAGAUCGUUUAUUAUUUUAUGUACAAUUAUACGACGAGAAUAUUCGUUUUAUCAAUAUUUAUAAACGGACAUGAAUGUAAUAACUUUGCUUUUUAUCAAUAUUUAAUUUAUACGAAUAUCAAGCGACUUAGAGGAUUUGUCAAUAGUUUGUAAUAUAGAUAUCCAAUAUUAUCAAAAGUUAAUCCGUCGAGUGGAUGAGGUAUUUAAUCAGAGUGGAAUUGUCAUACGGAACAUGUCAAUUUUAUCGAUAUAAUCAUGACGGUAACAUUUAUGACGAUCACCUUUACUACUGAGUUGAUACCGAUCCAAAUGUUAAUUCUCUUUUGCACAUGGGACAGGUAUUGUUGGUCUUGAGACACCGACGUAAACAACUUGCAUGAAAAAGGUGGUAACAAGGUGUUAUUCUCGCACUGAUCAUGUCGCAAAGGCAAACAGGGCACACAUCGUCAAAUUGUUUAAUCUCUUUAGGCGUUGCUUUUCUAUAACGAUUUAAUAUUUCACGUUCAAGACUUAACGCAGGGGCGGAUAUUUGUAAUAGAUCCUUUAAUCUUAAAUAAACGUUGGAAUAAGUGGCGAUGAAUAAAAGUUUGUAGGAUGCUAGUGGCAAUAGUGUUAUAAUAAGAGACGCAGAAACGCUAAUAGUAAAUGAUUUCAAUAUCACUGGAGCGUAAAGCUCUUCAAGAUUUUCAAAAGUGUCGAAACGAAGAAACUUCAAGAUUGGCGGAAACAUCUCAACGAAGACUUUUUCCGUUGCCAAAUAAUAGAUCCACGUUAUCAUCGUGUAAUUCAUCGAUGGUCUACAAUAGCAAUACAUAUAUACAUAUAUUUAUACAUAUAUGUUUAUAUACACACGUGCGAUACACACACACGCACACAAUAUGUAUAAUUUCAUCGAAUUAAUAUAUUCUUAAUUUUUAA